Malassezia pachydermatis is the source of this 1389-nucleotide messenger RNA. Its product is annotated as bna3-arylformamidase. The coding region runs from base 1 to 1389 and encodes 462 amino acids. Gene Ontology annotation, biological process: biosynthetic process. The record is from RefSeq and is a predicted model, not a curated record. Gene Ontology annotation, cellular component: mitochondrion; cytoplasm. The transcript has 2 exons. Lineage: Eukaryota; Fungi; Basidiomycota; Malasseziomycetes; Malasseziales; Malasseziaceae. Gene Ontology annotation, molecular function: pyridoxal phosphate binding; L-kynurenine:2-oxoglutarate transaminase activity.
AUGGCAAAUGUACCGACGCGAUUUUUGAAGCAAUAUGGGUCGCGCAUGAAGGACGAGUUGGGGCGUGGCGCCGAUGUAUGGACAUUCUUUAGCCCUAUGGUCUUUCCCCACGCUGUGAAUCUCGGCCAGGGCUUUAUGAACUGGCAGCCGCCCAAAGCGAUCUUGGAGAAGAUGGCCGAAGAUGUGCAGAAGCGUGUGGACGUGCAUCACUAUUCACCAGCGCGUGGCCGUCCGAGAUUGCUGGAGGCGAUCAGUGAGAUGUACUCGGCGAGCUUCCGCAAGCCUGCGCCAGAGAGCACGGACGUCGCGGAGGGUGUGGUGGAGCGUGAUGCCCAGGGAUGGCCUGUACAGCGCCCGGAUCUAGGCAUCAAGCUGGACACCAAGUCGGAAAUCGCCGUGACGGCAGGUGCAAACGAAGGCAUGUACUCGAUCUUGACAGCUUUCUUGGAGCCAGGAGACGAGGUGAUUCUGAUCGAGCCUUUCUUCGAUCAGUACGUGUGUGAGACGACAUUCAACGGCGGAACACCUGUAUAUAUUCCUAUGAUCCCUCCGCCUGCAGGCAAGCGCGUGACGACGGGUAACGAUUGGCAGUUUGAUUGGGAUGCGCUUGAACAGGCAAUGUCGAGCAAGAAAGUCAAGGCGAUGUUCUUCAACACGCCCUACAACCCGAUUGGCAAAGUCUGUACGCUGGAGGAGCUACAGCGUCUGGCCGAUCUCUGUAUCAAGUACGAUAUCCUGGUGAUUGCCGACGAAGUAUACGAUUGCUUGACGUACGAUGGUCAUGAGCACAUCCGCAUGGCGUCCAUCUCUGGUAUGUGGGAGCGUACCAUCACAGUUGGCAGUGCCGGCAAGUCGUUCGCCUGCACAGGCUGGCGUGUUGGCUGGCUCAUGGGUCCGGCUCAUUUGGUGACCCCAGCUUUCACGGCGCACCUGCGCAUUACCUUUACAGUCAACUCGCUCGCCGCCGAGGGCGCGGCAAUGGGGCUAGAGUUGGCCAAGACCAGUGACUUUUUCAAAAAGCAGGUGGAUGAGUACGAUGUGCGUCGACAUGAGCUAUUGGCUGUGCUCGACGAGGUGGGCCUGCCAUACUCGGUGCCGUUUGGCAGCUACUUUGUGCUCGUCGACGCGUCGCGCAUCCAGAUUCCCGCAGACUUUGAGCUUCCGCCGGAAGUGAAACGCAAGCCGCGUGACUACCAUGUGUGCUGGUUUAUUGCAAAGACGUGUGAUGUGGUCGUGCUACCUGCUACCGCUUUCUACUCCGAGCAGCAUGCCCACAUCGGUGAGCGUUUCAUUCGGUUUGCCUUUUGCAAAGACAAUCAAAUGGAGGAAGCGUCGAAGCGCUUGCGCCAGUUGCAGCCGUUCCUGUCGACGGACGAUCGUACUCCGUAG